AUCCGAGCCAAGAAGAAACCUACUCCAGUGAAGUAUGAAGUUGGGGAUCUUGUUUGGGCCAAGUUCAACAGACGCCCAUGGUGGCCAUGCACAAUUUGUCAUGACCCAGUGCUGGACUGUCACUCAAAAAUGAAAGUUUCCAAUCGGAGACCAUACCGAGAAUACUAUGUGGAUGCCUUAGGAGAGCCUUCAGAGAAAACCUGGGUUGCUGGGAAAGCUAUCGUCCUCUUUGAAGGAAGACAUCAGUUUGAAGAGCUGCCUGUUCUUCGAAGAAGAGGAAAGCAAAAGGAAAAAGGCUACAAACAUAAGGUUCCUCAGAGAUUUAUGGCUAAGUGGGAAGUCAGUGUUGGACAGGCGGAAGACAUACUUCUCGGGGGGCCAGAGGAUCAAAAGUGCAGCCAGAACUCCAGCGAGCUGGACAGCGAGAAGGAAAUGCAGUUGGAAUACUAUGCCAAUGGCCCUGGAGCAGAAAGGGACAGGCAGCUGAAUGGCUGUUUUAAAUCCUUGGCAUUUCACUCCGGACACCUGGCCAGUGAAAAAGGAAAAUUGCACAUUAAGCCACAUGUGAAAAAAAGCUCUGAGAGCAGAAAAAGGACUAGAGUAAAAAAGAAUGGCACAAGAGGGGAAGCAUCUAGGGGAGCAAUCAGAGAAAAAACACCAGAGAGCAUAGUUAGAAACAUGAUAGUUGGGGACCUACCAGAUAAACAUGCAUCUCAUGAACUUCGCCGGAUUGCCAACAGCCUGAAAGCAUCCAGUAGCGCCAGGGGAAACCAUUUGCUUUCUUCCUUUGGAGAAAGACGUUUUGAAAAGACACCUUUGAAACCAGAUUAUGAGAAGCGUAAAAGUGAUGCUCUGAAGAACACGCUCCAAGGGGAUUUGUUUUCCAGCGCAUCUUUGGAGAGAGAGAAGAGCUCCUUGGGCAUUUUGUGCAGUUCCAAAUUACAAAUACACUAUUCUGCGUCUGAUGCUGGUAUUGAGAAAAAGCAAACUGAAUCAGAUUCAUCCUCUUCCCUCUCAGAUGGUGGGAAUAGUGAUGUAGAUACCAUGGACCAAAGUUCAGAGAGAGCCUCUAGUGCUCUCGAAGUUAGUGAUUCUUCAGAUAAAGUGGAGAAGGAAUUUCCUGUGACGUCAAGUGGAAAUGUUAAGCUUUCCAUGUAUCUUUCUCAGAAGAGCAACAGAAGGGCAAGGAAAAAGUCAUACAGAGAUCGCAAAGCUCUGGGAGGUUCAGUAACCAGCAGACUUAAUGCUAAAUUUGCAGAUGGAGGCAUUGAAGUAGGCUUCUCUGAUGCUGAGAUGUCAUUGACGGCUCUUGAAUGCUCUUCAAAUGUGAUGAAUGACAAUCUUUCCCUAGCAAACAAGCACAUUAUUCCCCAAAGUGUUUCCAAGGACAGCUCCUGGCCUGCUGUUGCAAAUCAAACAAUCUUAAAACCGAAAAGCAUGAAAUUGCCCCGAAUCAGGAGUAUAAAAUGCAAACAUAAAGAAAAAGUUGCUGGGUUGGAGCCUUCUCUUGCAGAAGAGGAGGGUGGUGUGAAUCGCUGCUCUUCUGAUACCAAAGGUUUCUCUGGCCUUCAGAGAGAUUCUCUUCAGAGAAGCGGAAAAGUUGAUGGUCAGAAACUGUUAAACAACGUGCAUGAGAAACCCAGGGAUUCUGCUGAAAUAGAAACGGCUGUGGUGAAACACGUCUUGUCAGAGCUGAAGGAGCUGUCUUACCGGUCCAUCAACGAUGAUGCUAAUGACUCUGGCGCUCCAAAGGCCACAGUACCUUUACUUUUCUCUUCUGCCUCUGGUCAUGGUCGUCUGCCUAUUGAGCCUGAUUACAAAUUCAGCACCUUGUUAAUGAUGUUGAAGGAUAUGCAUGACAGUAAGACAAAAGAGCAGCAACUGAUGACUGGUCAAAAUAUAGUCCCAUUUCGAAAUACCAGCACAGCUGAUGGUUCUGGAAGCAAUUCUGCAAGUGGUCUGAAGUCCUUGACUAUUGUAGGUCCCCCAUAUAAAAUAGAAAAAAAUGGAGAUUGUGUCCAGGAAACAGUAAAUCCAAACUCCACUAUAAGCAACUCCUCAUUUUCCCGCAAUCCUCCAACCAAGUUGACGGGGAUUAGUACUAGUAAAAGGGAGCCCGCGAGUACUGCUGUUUCUGGGACAAACGGCACAAAUUGCGUGUCCAAACGCAACUGUUCAAAAUCUAAGCAGUCAUCAAAGCUUGGAGAUAAAACAGUUUCAAACAGAAAGGACUUAAAACCAGGAGGGCCAAUACAUUCAGAGAGGAAACGCCUCAGAAAGCCAAGUAAACGGCUUCUGGAGUAUGCAGAAGAAUAUGAUCACUUAUUUGCACCCAAGAAAAAAUCAAAGAAGGGCCAGGAGCAAUUGCAAAAGGUGAAUUCUGUGGUGAGGUCUGAAUUUGAAGGAGGUCUUCCUGCACAAUGCAGUCCUGAUGCCCAGCGGGGGCCGAGUCCUUUGGUUUCAACUCCAUCUUCAACCAAAGAGUCCCCUCCCAUCCUUGAAGCAGAGUGUUCCUUCUCAGAACUAAGAUCCCAUUCCACUGAUCCCACUGAUCAACUUCUAGAAGGACCUUCAGAUUUUCCAGAGCUGGUGCUGUCUUCCUCAGAUGUUUCUGAAGUUUCUGCUUCUCCAUGUGCUGAAGAGAGAUUCCUGAAAUCGGGAAACUUCGAAAGCAAGCGUCAAAGGAGGCCCACUAAAAAGCUCUUGGAAUCCAAUGAUUUGGACACUGCCUUUAUGCCAAAGAAGGAGGAGUGGACUCCCCCAAAGAAGGGCACUGGCCCCUUGGAGAGCGACAGCUCUGAGCUCUACUCGCCAGCCCGCUUCUCGGACCUGGGAGAAGCUUCUGAAAAGCUCUUGGAGAAGCAGCGGAAGCGGAAGAGACAGCGCCAUCCCUGUGCUGCAGUGCAUUCCAAGAAGGAGAGAAAUGAGGAGGGGCAGGGGGAGACUGCACACUCUGAGGGGGAGACGUUGGUUCAUGGGACAGCUGCAAGCCCCAAAGAGGGUAAUGAAGAGGGGUCAGAGAACGACCAUGGAGUGCCUUCGUCCAAAAAGAUGCAGGGGGAGCGUGGAGGAGGAGCGGCUCUCAAGGAGAACGUGUGUCAGGUCUGCGAGAAGCCAGGGGAGUUGUUGCUCUGCGAGGCGCAGUGCUGUGGUGCUUUCCACCUGCAGUGCCUUGGGCUCUCCGAGAUGCCAAAGGGCAAAUUCAUCUGCAACGAGUGCUCCACAGGGGUCCAUACCUGCUUUGUGUGCAAGAGCUGCGGGGAGGAUGUAAAACGGUGCUUGCUGCCCCUCUGUGGGAAGUAUUACCAUGAAGCGUGCAUACAAAAGUAUCCGCCCACCGUCAUGCAGAACAAGGGCUUCCGAUGCUCGCUGCAUAUAUGCAUGACUUGUCAUGCUGCUAACCCAGCAAACAUCUCUGCAUCUAAAGGUCGCUUGAUGCGCUGUGUGCGGUGUCCCGUUGCGUACCACUCCAAUGACUUCUGCCUCGCCGCUGGGUCCGUGGUCCUCGCCUCCAACAGCAUCAUCUGCCCCAAUCACUUCACUGCACGGAGAGGCUGCCGCAACCACGAGCACGUCAACGUCAGCUGGUGCUUUGUCUGCUCGGAAGGUGGCAGCCUUUUAUGCUGCGAGUCGUGCCCGGCUGCAUUUCACCGUGAGUGUCUAAACAUUGAGAUGCCAGAGGGAAGCUGGUAUUGUAAUGAUUGCAAGGCAGGCAAAAAGCCACACUACAAGGAAGUAGUCUGGGUGAAAGUUGGGCGCUACAGGUGGUGGCCAGCUGAGAUUUGCCAUCCUAGGACAAUUCCUGUCAACAUCCAGAAAAUGAAACAUGACAUCGGCGAGUUCCCUGUGCUGUUCUUUGGCUCCAAGGAUUACCUGUGGACCCACCAGGCCCGUGUGUUCCCUUACAUGGAAGGUGACGUCAGCAGCAAAGACAAGAUGGGGAAGGGCGUGGAUGGCAUAUACAGGAAAGCUCUUCAGGAAGCUGCAGUAAGAUUUGAAGAGUUGAAGGCUCAGAAAGAACUGAGACAGCUUCAGGAAGACAAAAAGAAUGACAGGAAACCUCCUCCCUACAAACACAUCAAGGUGAACCGGCCGGUGGGGAAGGUGCAGAUCUUCACUGCAGACCUGUCUGAGAUACCACGUUGCAACUGCAAACCAACAGAUGAAAACCCAUGUGGCCUGGACUCCGAAUGCAUCAAUCGCAUGUUGCUCUAUGAGUGCCACCCCAUGGUCUGCCCUGCUGGGGAGCGCUGCCAGAACCAGUGCUUCUCCAAGCGGCAGUAUCCCGAGGUACAAAUUUUCCGCACGCUGGCACGAGGCUGGGGCUUGCAAGCCAAAACAGACAUCAGAAAGGGCGAAUUUGUUAAUGAGUAUGUUGGGGAGCUAAUUGAUGAGGAGGAGUGCCGAGCUCGAAUCCGCUAUGCUCAGGAGCAUGACAUCACCAACUUCUACAUGUUGACACUGGAUAAGGAUCGAAUCAUUGAUGCUGGGCCAAAGGGCAAUUACGCUCGAUUCAUGAACCAUUGCUGCCAGCCAAACUGUGAGACUCAGAAAUGGUGUGUGAAUGGCGAUACUCGGGUUGGGCUCUUCGCAAUUGUAAAUAUCAAAGCUGGGACUGAGCUGACUUUCAACUACAAUCUGGAGUGUUUGGGAAAUGGAAAGACCGUUUGUAAGUGUGGUGCCCCAAACUGCAGUGGCUUCCUAGGAGUACGGCCAAAGAGCCAACCCAACCUCACCGAGGAAAAGUCCAAGAAGCUAAAGAGACGGCCGCAGAUGAAGCGCAGGUCGCAGGCGGAGGUGAUGAAGGAGCGAGAGGACGAGUGUUUCAGCUGUGGGGACGGAGGGCAGCUAGUUUCUUGUAAGAAGCCAGGCUGCCCCAAGGUGUACCAUGCAGACUGCCUCAACCUGACCAAGAGACCUGCAGGAAAAUGGGAGUGCCCAUGGCAUCAGUGUGAUAUGUGUGGUAAGGAAGCAGCUUCCUUCUGCGAGAUGUGCCCCAGGUCCUUCUGCAAGCAGCACCGGGAAGGCAUGCUCUUCAUCUCCAAGCUGGAUGGACGUUUAUGCUGCACGGAGCAUGAUCCCUGCGGGCCCAACCCUCUAGAGCCAGGAGAAAUUCGUGAGUAUGUGCCUCCCAUAGGAGACCUGACUAACGAUGAGGAGGAGACCCAGCCGCCAGAGCAGCCACCCGCAGACACAGACCUGGCCCUGAGGCUGCAGCCGUCAAACAAGCCCCCCACCACCCUGGCCCUCAGGCUGCCUUCACCAGACAAACCACCCGCCACCCUGGCGCUGAGACUGCCACCGACAAAUAAACCCCCCACCACCUUGUCACUGAGGCUGAAGCCAUCCAACAAACCCCCUACCACCCUCUCGCUCCGCCUGCAGCCUUCGGACAAACCUCCCACCACCCUCUCGCUCCGCCUGCAGCCGUCGGACAGGCCCCAGGCUGCCCUGUCCCUAAGGCUGCAGUCAGAGAAGCAACCCAUCAUCGUAGCGCUGAGGCCCCAGCAGCCUGACAAACCUCCCACCAACGCGGUGCUGUGGCCACUGGACGAGUCCUCCAGUGAUGCCUCACAGCCUCAUUUGCCGAGCAAAUCUCCUCCGGGAACUCCGCAGUCGUCAGAUGAGUCGCUGGUUACUGCUGGUGCCCUGCAGCUCCAGCUGCCGGAUGAGCCUUCUGCUGCCCCCAGGAUCCUGGGGUUAUCGGACAAGUCUCUCGUUGACACCAGGACCCAGCAGCCCGAGCUGCUGGAGGAGUUCCCAAUGAAAUGCCUUCAUCCUCAACUGUCGGACAGACUUCUUGCCACAGCGGGGACUCUGCAGUCCCAGCUGGUGGCUGAGCUUCCCGUGGCCGAUCAGCCUCAGCCGUUGGACAAAGCUUUUGUGCAGAGUCCACAGCCUCAGUCUGUGGAAAAGGCUCCCAGCUCCGUGGUGCCACAGGUCCCGGCGUUGGAGCAGGCUCCCGGCCCUGGGGUGCUGUGGCCUCUGCCCAUGGAAGAAGUCCCUGGCUCCCCGAUCUCACGGAUCCUGCCCACGGAGAAGGCUCCUGGAUCGGCUGUGCCAAGGCCCUUGCCUCCGGAGAAGGCUUCCUUCUCCGGGGCAGUGCGGGUGCCUGAGAAGGCUCCCAGCUUAGGGGUGCCCUGUCCCCUGCCUCCAGAGAAGGCUCCUGCCUUGGGUGUGCCACGGAUCCUGCCCACGGAGAAGGCUCCCAGCUUAGGGGCACCACGGCCCCUGCCUCCAGAGAAGGUCCCUGGCUCCCGGUCACCGCACAUCCUGCCCAUGGAGAAGACUCUUGGCUCGGGGGCCCUGCGGAUCCCGCUCGCGCAGAAAGUGCUCGCUCCAGGGGUGCUGCGGCCCGCCUUGGACAAGCCUCCGCCUGCAUCGGCUCCAAGGCUGUUGCUGUCGGAGAAGGCGCUGCGGCCCGUGGACCAGAACGCUCAGCCGAAGGAGAGAGGAGCCCCGGCCGUGGAGCUGAGUCCCCAGCAGAAAGAGAGGACCAUGUUAGUUGGCGAGCAAAUCUCUUGGUCUGUUGGGAAGGUGGUGACGCAUGUCGGACAGGUACCUUGGCCUACAGAGAAAAUACAGACGCAUGAGCAAACCCACUGGCCCACUGCAAAAGCCCUGACGCCUGCAGAGCAGCCUCCCCGGACAGCAGAGAAGCUACCAGAGCCAACCCUUCAACCCAGCUGGGAAGUGGCCCCAGCCCCUGCAGAGCAAACCCCUUGGCCGUCAGAGAGAUUGCGUGCGUUUGAGCAGACCCCGCGGCCAGCCAGGGAAGCGCCGGUGCCCCCGGAGCAGGUGCAGUGGAUUGUCACGAACAUUCAGAAAGCUGACCAGAUUUCUUGGCUGAGUGGAAAAAUACAGACUCCUCGGGGGCAGGACCCUUUGCCUGAACAAAACACAGCGCUAGCCCGUAACCAGGAUUCUGUCUGUCGUGAGUUGGCCGACUCAGAGCCAAAGUGA
Molecule: messenger RNA, 6963 nt
Organism: Opisthocomus hoazin
Lineage: Eukaryota; Metazoa; Chordata; Aves; Opisthocomiformes; Opisthocomidae
Source: RefSeq, a predicted model, not a curated record